CGAUCGGAAGCGCAAUUUGAAAACGCAAUACUACAUCACGACUCACCACUGGCAAACCCCUCUCGCGCCAGUCAGCUCAUCAAGCCCCGAUCCUCAGCAGAUAAGUUGCGGCAAAGAUGCCACAGCCGCGUUCACCGCGGAAAGUGCGACGAGUCUCCUUCAAAGAACGGGCGUCCACCGCGCCUUUCGACUCCUGGAUGCUCUUACAAGAGUCCAUAGCCGCUAUCGACUGGGAAGGGAUUUUCACAAAGCUGAGUUAUGCGAUCGUGGUGGUGUUGAACGCGGGGUAUAUUGCCGUGAAGUACCAUCAGAACGGCGAUAUAAUGUUGGAGAGGGACUCGGCGGAACCCUGGGACCCUUCGUUGGUUCAAUUAGCUGAAUUUCUUAUAUGGGCGAUAUGCGGGCUAAAUACAGUGUACAUGUUUACCCGGUCAAGGAGUUACCUGCUGUUCAAGCAACCCACAAAGCCGAACCCAUAUAACCCACAGGAUCGCACAUGGAUGAUUACAAGUCCAAACGCGGAGCUUGUCUCGGUGGAUUUGACGGGAGCGGUGAGGGAGGACGAUGCGAACGGGGGAAAAGGCCGAGUCAAGCGAUGGUUUGCUUUCAUCUGGAGAUCAUGGCGAAAGGUCCCAGAGCAACAGCCCCCGAUCGUACGGCAGGUGUGGCGGCUAAAGGUGUGGAACCCUUCACCGGGAUCGCAGCACCUAUUUUGUUGGUUCUCGCCAGUCCAAGUGGCGAUCAUGCACAACAUCAACAGCGAAAACUGGAAGUAUUUUGUUAUCAUGGCCGCCAUUUGCGCAAUAAUAACGUGGUCACUAGUAAACUUCUACCAAAACGUCAUACGCGACCGCGAGAUUUUGUCGGGCCAGCUGCUCUCAGAGUUCUCUCAAGCGAUGUACCAGCUUGAAAACUUCCCACCACCGCGCAAGUUCGAUAUUAUCACGCAUGGGUUGGAGGGACGGGCUAGUGUGCUUAAUGCGGGGGCGGUGGAUGAGAUGGGCGUGAUUGAGCAGACGGAGUUUGAAAGCGAGGAAGCCCGAGCUCGAAAAGAAUACCACGCCGGUCAAGAGCUCGCCGAGCAAUGGGUCGAAUCCACCACCUCCCACUCCAAAGCCUGGUCAGACCCAAACGCACCCGACCCAGACGAAGGUCAGGACUCGAACACCGGUAACAACGGGAUCACCACCACCACGACAACGACCGUCGACACAACAUACAUGUUUGCCCACCGCACCGCGCCAUUACCGCGCCCGCCUGGUACGCCCGUCAACGGGAACGGACACUGGCCAUUGGGGUUGGAAAGGGGUACAGGGGAGAACGAUGAAAACAAGGCGCCGCAGCGGGUGUUUGCGGAACGGCUGACGAGUCCGGUUGUGACGGCUCCUGUGGACAGGUUGAGCCCGGAUAAGUCGUUUGUGAAUGUGUUUCAGUCGCCUGCUUCGGCGAGGAGGAGACGGUGAGGGAUUCGUUGGGGAGGUGUGUUGCGCGUAUGGCUGUUCGAUGAGCAUAUGUAUUUAUGUACCCGGGGCAUGGCGACCAGUAAAUAGUGGUAAGAGGUGCGCGGCAAGCGCGCCCAGUUAUCUGUAAUGAGGGCUUGGGAAGGGUUUACAUAACCGAAUCCAUUUGCGAUUGGAGUCCUUUAGAAAUUUGGGAUGCAAAUAUG
Fimicolochytrium jonesii is the source of this 1666-nucleotide messenger RNA. RefSeq lists its product as uncharacterized. Gene Ontology annotation, biological process: maintenance of rDNA; regulation of exit from mitosis. Lineage: Eukaryota; Fungi; Chytridiomycota; Chytridiomycetes; Spizellomycetales; Powellomycetaceae. The coding region runs from base 117 to 1463 and encodes 448 amino acids. The transcript is spliced from 8 exons. The record is from RefSeq and is a predicted model, not a curated record.